This is a messenger RNA of Hibiscus syriacus, 1922 nucleotides long. Its product is annotated as nucleobase-ascorbate transporter 3-like. Gene Ontology annotation, biological process: transmembrane transport. Gene Ontology annotation, cellular component: plasma membrane; plasmodesma. Gene Ontology annotation, molecular function: transmembrane transporter activity. The record is from RefSeq and is a predicted model, not a curated record. Bases 188 to 1840 code for a protein of 550 amino acids. NCBI's taxonomy places the organism in Eukaryota, Viridiplantae, Streptophyta, Magnoliopsida, Malvales, Malvaceae. The transcript is spliced from 15 exons.
UCUCCUUCGUCCUCCAACUAUGCUCUCUUAUCUCUAUAUUUCAAAGUAAAGAUAAAUGAGCUGACUGAACUUUGUGCUGUUUAAUGUUUUCCAUCACACAAAAGAAUCUGAAAAGCCUAUUAGCUUUCUGUUUCGAGUGAAGACGAACAAAAAGAAGAUUACAGUAAGCAUCGCUGAAAAGAAAAAGAUGGGUGAAACAGAGAAUCACCACCACCAUCACCACCUGCCGCCACCGCAAGUGGCCGCACCACCGACUGUACCUCCGAACUUUGCUCUUUCAAGGGGGCCUACUUGGACUCCAGCUGAGCAACUUAAUCAGCUUCAAUACUGCAUCCACUCCAAUCCUUCAUGGCCUCAAGCGCUUUUACUGGCUUUUCAACACUUCAUUGUGAAUCUUGGUACUACAGUCUUAAUUGCAAGUACUAUGGUCCCUAGGAUGGGUGGGAAUCAUGGUGAUAAAGCCCGGAUUAUUCAAGUGUUACUGUUUAUGUCAGGCAUUAAUACGCUUCUUCAAACGCUUAUUGGCUCAAGGCUUCCAACGGUGAUGGGUGUAUCGUUUGCAUAUGUGUUGCCAUUGUUGUCAAUCAUUAAUGAUUACACCGAUGAGGUCUUUGCAACUGAGCAUGAUCGGUUUAUUCGUGGUAUAAGAACGGUUCAGGGAUCGUUAAUUGUUUCUUCCUUUGUUAACAUCAUCCUUGGGUAUGGCAGGGCAUGGGGGGAGCUGACAAGAUUCUUUACUCCCAUAGUCAUGGUACCGGUGGUUUGUCUCGUUGGUCUUGGUCUGUUUGCAAGAGGCUUCCCAUUGCUUGGUAAUUGUGUGGAAAUUGGCCUGCCUAUGCUCAUUUUACUGGUUUUUUCCCAACAGUACCUGAAGCGUGUCCAUUCAAGGGCCCAUCUAAUACUUGAGAGAUUUGCAUUGCUUUUGUGCUUUGGAAUUAUUUGGGCUUUUGCUGCCAUCCUCACUGUCUCUGGCGCUUACAACAAUGUUAAGACUGCCACUAAACUGAGUUGCCGCACGGAUCGAUCGUACCUAAUGUCUUCUGCGCCUUGGAUUAAAAUUCCUUACCCGUUUCAGUGGGGUACGCCUAUAUUCAGAGCUAGCCAUGUGUUUGGGAUGAUAGGUGCUGCACUUGUGUCGUCCGCAGAGUCAACUGCAACCUUUUUUGCUGCAGCUCGGCUUUCUGGUGCGACAGCCCCUCCUGCACAUGUACUAAGCAGAAGUAUUGGCUUACAGGGCAUUGGUAUGUUGCUUGAAGGGCUUUUUGGUUCUCUCGUUGGUACUACCGCAUCUGUUGAAAAUGUUGGCCUUCUCGGACUUACGCAUAUAGGAAGCAGAAGGGUGGUGCAGAUUUCUACCGGUUUCAUGAUAUUUUUCUCUAUAUUUGGGAAAUUUGGUGCAUUUUUUGCCUCUAUUCCAUUGCCAAUAUUUGCUGCCAUAUACUGUAUUUUAUUGGGCAUUGUUGCCUCUUCUGGGAUCACAUUCGUACAGUUUGCAAAUAGUAAUUCCAUGAGAAACAUCUAUGUUUUGGGCGUCUCCCUGUUCCUCGGACUAUCAAUUCCUCAAUAUUUUGUAAUGAACACAACCGGCGACGGUCAUGGGCCAGUUAGAACAAAUGCUGGAUGGUUUAACGAUAUAUUGAACACGAUCUUCUCAUCACCUGCAACAAUGGCCAUCAUCGUCGGGACCAUGCUCGAUAACACGUUAGAAGCAAAGCAUGUGAACGAUAGAGGAAUUCCGUGGUGGAAACCGUUCCAGCACAGCAAAGGAGAUGCUAGAACCGAGGAGUUCUAUAGCUAUCCGCUAAGAAUAAAUGAAUAUGUCCCCUCCAGGUUCCUCUAACAUUGUUUGUAUAUUAGGUACAAUUCGGACAUAUUUCAUGUUUAUAUGCAAGCGGCAUGUUUUGAUUAGACAGAAACAUAAU